Ornithorhynchus anatinus (platypus) is the source of this 3348-nucleotide messenger RNA. RefSeq names its product solute carrier family 26 member 6 (gene SLC26A6). Bases 582 to 2834 code for a protein of 750 amino acids. The record is from RefSeq and is a predicted model, not a curated record. Gene Ontology annotation, biological process: transmembrane transport. Gene Ontology annotation, cellular component: membrane. The transcript is spliced from 23 exons. Lineage: Eukaryota; Metazoa; Chordata; Mammalia; Monotremata; Ornithorhynchidae. Gene Ontology annotation, molecular function: bicarbonate transmembrane transporter activity; chloride transmembrane transporter activity; oxalate transmembrane transporter activity.
AAGUCGCACGCGGUGGAGAGAGCACGUUUCCUGAAUCAGAAACAAGGAAAGUCCCAAUCAGAUUAACUCUCGCUACGCCAGCCUUCCCGAGGGCAUCAAGGCUCUCGGGCCGGUAGGAAGGGAGCCGACGUCACCGCACUUGCGGGAGGGGGGCGGGGGUUGUAGUCCCGAUCUCCCCCGGCCCACUCUCGGGGCCAGGGCGCUCAGACCUGACCGUGGCGGGGCCGCUUUCUCUUCGCCCACCUCCUGGGGCGGCGCUCCCUUCCGCCCGGCGGACCCUCUUCACUCUCACCGUCAUCGGAGGGCGGAAUAACGGGAGCGGAGAGUCCGGCCAUGCUCUUCUCAUGUUGACGAGAAUAAUGAAAUCUGCUUAGCAUGUUUUUUGACUGGAGGCCUUCCAAUACAGUUGGAGUCUAAUAUUCAUAGAGGUAAAGUUGGCCUCACAGGCAGGGAAAUUGAAGCAUAGAAAGAGUGGAUGUUUUGCCCUGUGGUGAAGCUGAGCAGUCCCUACGUCCCUACUUCCCAGCCCAGUGCCUUACUCAGACUGAAGGCCGAGCAGGCCCUACUGACUCUGGGGCACCAUGGAAGUGGAACAUGCCCUGCGCCGCAGGGAUUACCUCGUGGAGCGUAGUGUACUGAAUGAGGAGGAGCUGGAAGAGAUUGGCCAGAGGAGCAAGAAGCUGAAAUUGCCAGCCUGGAGAAGGAAGCCCCAGUGCUUAGUAGCCAAGUCCCUGCUUCUACGCUUCUUUCCACUGCUGAGCUGGCUGCCUCGGUACCCUGUGAAGGAAUGGCUCCUGGGAGAUGUGGUCUCGGGGCUCAGCGUGGGCAUUGUUCAUCUUCCUCAGGGUCUGGCGUAUGCGAUGUUGGCGGGGCUACCCCCCGUCUAUGGCCUCUAUACAUCCUUCUACCCCACCUUGGUUUAUUUCUUCUUUGGCACAUCCAGGCACGUCUCAGUAGGUACCUUUGCGGUUGUCUCUGUGAUGGUUGGCAGUGUCACUGAGGCCCUGGUCCCCAAUGACGAGUUCCUGUUGCCGGGCAAUGGCACAGUCACGGCAACAAGAGAUGCCAUGAGGGUCCAGGUGGCGGCUUCUCUGACCAUCCUAGUGGGGAUUUUCCAGGUGGCCUUGGGCCUGGUGCAGUUCGGCUUUGUGGUCACUUACCUGUCAGAGCCUCUGGUGCGGGGCUACACCACAGCGGCCGCGAUACAGGUGCUGAUGUCCCAGCUGAAAUACGUCUUUGGGGUGAAGCUGGGCGAGCACUCAGGACCCCUCUCUAUGAUCUAUAUGUUGAUUGAGAUUUGCUCCAAGCUGCCACAAACUAAUGUGGGCACCUUGCUGACAAGCCUGAUUGCCAUGGUCAUUCUCCUGGCUGUCAAGUUACUCAACCAGAAGUUCCACAGCAAGCUGUUCAUGCCUAUUCCCAUCGAGCUAUUCACACUCAUUGGAGCCACCGGGAUUUCCUUUGGAGCCAAACUGCAGAAAAACUAUGGUGUGGACGUCGUGGGCAACAUUCCCACAGGGCUGAUCCCACCAAUGAUGCCUGAUUUCAGCCUCUUCGGGAAGGUGGCGGGAAAUGCCUUUGCCAUUGCCAUAGUGGCUUAUGUCAUUGCCAUUUCUCUGGGCAAAAUAUUUGCCCUGAAGCAUGGGUACAAAGUGGACAGCAACCAGGAACUGAUUGCCCUGGGGCUCAGCAACUUCCUGGGAGGCUUCUUUCGGUGCUUCACCAUCAGUUGCUCCAUGUCCCGAAGCCUGGUGCAGGAGAGCACAGGAGGAAACAGCCAGGUGGCAGGAGCUGUCUCUUCCCUCGUCAUCUUAAUCAUCAUCGUCAAGCUUGGGGAGCUCUUCUCUGAUCUGCCCAAGGCCAUUCUGGCAGCCAUCAUCAUUGUGAAUCUGAAGGGGAUGUUCAAGCAGUUCAGUGAUAUCCAGACCCUUUGGAAGGCCAAUCGGAUUGACCUGAUGAUCUGGCUGGUGACCUUUAUGUCCACCCUCUUGCUGAACCUGGACAUAGGCCUGGGGGCCUCGGUGGCCUUUGCUCUGCUCACAGUCAUCUUCCGCACCCAGCUACCACAGUACUCCAUCCUAGGGCAGGUGACUGAGACAGACCUCUACAGAGAUGUGACCGAGUACAAGGAGGCCAAAGAGCUCCCCGGCGUGAAGAUCUUCCAUUCGUCCGCCACACUCUAUUUUGCCAACGCCGAGUUGUACGCGGAGGCUUUGAAGAAGAAGUGCGGCAUUGAUGUGGAUCAUCUGAUCACAAAGAAGAAGAAAUUAAUCAAGAAGCAGAAGCAAAAACAGAACAAGAUAGAGAAGGAAGAGAAAAAGAGGGACAAAAAGGCUGCUGCUGCUGCUGCUGAGAUUCCUAUGGUCCCUGAAGGGGUCAACUCUGACUCUGUGCAGGUCAGAAUAGGUAGCAUUGAAGAUAUAAAAACCAAGCAGGUAUUGGAUAAGGAUGGGCACGAAUCUACGGUUUGCGUAACCGGAGACACGCAGGAUCUCGGAACACAAUUGGAAGCCCAGGAGAAGUUGACUCUGGAGUCCUUGGGACUCCCCAGGCCUGAUUUCCACACUCUCAUCCUUGACUUUGCUCCUGUCAACUUUGUAGAUACCGUCUGUAUCAAGAUCUUAAAAAAUAUUUUUGGAGACUUCCGGGAGAUCGAGGUCGACGUGUAUCUUGCCAGCUGUCAAGAGUCUGUCAUUUGCCAGCUGGAAGCUGGCAACUUUUUCAGCCAGACCAUCACCAAGGCUCACGUCUUUGCCUCCGUGCAUGAUGCCGUCACCUACUCCCUCCGAGGCCGGGUCUCAGGUGCAGCCGAGUUCCAUGUCACCAAAAUGUGAACGUGAACUGGAGCAGCCCCCCUUCUGGAGGCAGCAAGGAGGUGGAGCUGCUGCCACGCUCACCCACCCUCCACUGCCCCAGGUUUCAUGGCUGAGGACUGCCUGGGGAGGGGGCUGCAGGAUCCAGUGCAGCACCCUCCUGUCCUUCCAAGAGAGUGUGUGUGUGUGUGUGUGUGUGUGUGUGUGAGUGAGAGAGAGAGAGGGAGAGUGCACGAGUGAGAGAGGGACAGGCCACCCUUCCAGGGAUCCACCCGAGGGCCUGGCAGGAAAAGGAAACCUCAGUGUGCGUCUGCUCCGAGAGGCCAGGAAGAGCGGGGAGGCUCAGAGGGAGAAGCCACGGUGCAGUGGGACUACACCACCCCAGCCAGACAGCCAGCCAGACAACCUGCCUGCCUGUGGUCUGGAAUCUCAGCCGUGCAAUUCCAUUUGGCUCCCAAACCAAGAAGAUUCCGGUUUUGAGAUGGCCCUCUUAAUUUCUGACGUUUUUAACCUGGAAAAAGAAUUCAUCCUUCCA